Polyodon spathula (Mississippi paddlefish) is the source of this 2301-nucleotide messenger RNA. RefSeq names its product NSE4 homolog A, SMC5-SMC6 complex component (gene nsmce4a). The transcript has 11 exons. Gene Ontology annotation, biological process: DNA repair. The record is from RefSeq and is a predicted model, not a curated record. Gene Ontology annotation, cellular component: Smc5-Smc6 complex; nucleus. Lineage: Eukaryota; Metazoa; Chordata; Actinopteri; Acipenseriformes; Polyodontidae. Bases 109 to 1149 code for a protein of 346 amino acids.
UCUUUUCUUCCGACUCAGCUACGUGACGUUUGUUUGCGUCUUGGCGCCGGUGUAAGGAUUGAGGCUACUGUUGACAACUUUGUGAAGACUUUGAUAUCGGAUCGGGAGAUGGCAGAAGCACGUGGAGGUGGCAGGCGGUCUCGGGAUAUGUCCUCGGCUACGUCUCAAGCCAGCUGCUCCUUUAAUGGCGAGAACUUGGCUGCAGAGGGCAAUGGUGAUGAGGCCAGCACCUCCUCCAUGUGGGAAGAUGAUUCAACAAACAGACGCAUGAUCAGACACCAGUACAGAGAGCUCAUUAACAAUGUGCAGCAGAAUCGAGAAGAUCUGCUGAGCCCCCACAAUAACAAACUCACUGAAGCUUUAGAGGAGGCAAAUAAACUGUUUACCAACGUUCGCCAGGCUCGGGAGGCUGCCUUGGAUGCCCAGUUUCUUGUUAUAGCUACAAAUCUGGGGAAGGAAAAGGCCAGCCAGCUGCAUUCAGACAUCACAGUGUUCGAUCCAGUAACUUUUGCAGAAUUUCUAUUGUCCUUCUUGGGCCUGAAUCGCCUGGAAGGUGAUGAUGAUGACGAUGAUGGGGCUGGGUUUCUUCCCAGGGAUGCUUGGCACAGACUGGGGAAAGAAGCUGAGCAAUGCUUCAAGAAGUCCCCUUCUUUCCAUUACAUGUUAGGCUCAUUUGAACCAGAUCCCCCUGCGCCUCGACAACGAAUUGAAAGACAGAGAAAAGCUCCUAACAAAGAAGAACGCAGGAUUAUGCCUACGCAGCUGAAGAAAAUGGAAGAAUCCUACCAAGAAGCCACAGAGAAAGAAGUAGAGAGAAUCCUAGGGUUUCUCCAGACCUAUUUUAAAGAAGACCCACGCAAUCCAAUAUCCUACUUUGAUUUUGUCAUUGAUCCGAAUUCCUUUGCACGUACUGUAGAAAACAUUUUCCAUGUGUCCUUUCUUGUUCGGGAUGGCCUUGCCAAGAUAGAAAUGGACCGGGACAAACUUCCAAUAAUCGUACCGACCGAUGUGAACGCAGAGCCGAGUGGGAACGCCCAGGGAAGAAACCAGUGUAUAGUGUCCAUAAGUCCAAAGGAAUGGCGGCAAAUUAUUGAAAUCUUUGAAAUCACGGAGCCCUUAAUCCUACCUCCUCCAACUGCUAAAGAUUGACAGCUUGGUUGUGGCUAUUUAAAGUUCUGUCUGUGAUGAGAUCUCUGUCAGCGUAAUGUGGCAGGGGAGAAGUUCCUGGGAAUUUGUGUAUAGGAAGUUAUUACAGUGGUUGCUAUUGUAAUGCACAACCCCCUAUAUCCAAACCUGAUGUUCUGGGGCCGGUAUUUCAAAACUUGUAAUUUGGAUCAAAGUGAUCAGGAUUUUGUAAUUUUACAUUUUGUGUUUGAGAUCACUUUUAUUUGGAUCGUUUUGAUCUGUUUUUUUCAGAAAUUGCAGACCCAGUUUUAUCAAGGUACUUUCACCUUAAUGCAAUUUGCAAUUUUUUUGGUGAAAUGUAAAAAUAUGACUGUUACAAAACUAGCUAAAUGCAAGGCCUUCUAUUUAGUAAAUCUGAAGGGUUUGUCAGUUUGUUUUGUUUGUUUUUGUACAGGAUUUGUAAGAUUAACUAAAACUAUUAAAAACGUCCAUUGACAAAUCUAUGAUAAUGACUGGUACGUAUUUGACAACAUGAUGUGGAAAUUAGUGUCUUUACUGAUGGUACUUCUGCAUUUGUGGCAGUAAAUCAUCAUACCAGGUUUUCCAGUUCCUUCGAAAUGAACUCCCAUAUAUUAUCUUUCAUCUUUGUAACUUUUGAUAAUUGUGUUUGUCUUUGUCUUAAAGCUCUGUGUAUUUUUCAAUGGCAAGUAUACCUUUUUCAUCCAUCAUUUUGGGUACUACAUCACCCUUGUGGACACCGUGCAUUGCUGUUCUGUGUUUGCUCAAUUCCCUAGAAGGAAGAAACUUUUAAGCUUCAACGCAACCAGUCUCCACCCCGAUUUUAGAUCCUGCAGUCUGGUGGAAUUUGGUACUUCAACCGUGGUCGAAGAGAUAGAGAUUUUGAGGUUUAAGGAAAACAAAUCCUAGGAAAUGGAUUGGUUAUCAGAGGUGAUUCGUCCCUAGCUGCCGUCCAGAAGAUAAUUCUUUCUGCAUGGUCAUCUGAUCAGAUUUAGUCAAUCACAGCAUUUAAUUUAUCCAAGCCUUUUUUAUAAUUUUACUUAUUUGAGGCUGUACAGCAUAUAUAAGUUGCCAUUGCCCAUCCUGGAAAUUGUUAUUUUUGUUAGUUUUGCUUUUUGUCUUUCUUUUUGUGUUUAAAUCGCUUUGUUUUGGCCCUUG